Molecule: messenger RNA, 1566 nt
Organism: Solanum pennellii
Lineage: Eukaryota; Viridiplantae; Streptophyta; Magnoliopsida; Solanales; Solanaceae
Product: mediator of RNA polymerase II transcription subunit 31
Exons: 7
Coding region: 124-729 (201 amino acids)
Biological process (GO): regulation of transcription by RNA polymerase II
Cellular component (GO): core mediator complex; mediator complex
Molecular function (GO): transcription coregulator activity
Source: RefSeq, a predicted model, not a curated record
CCGAAAUCCCUAUUUUUAUGCUCAUAAGUCAUAUGUAUAUUCAGACUUUCCUUUUGCAUAUAUAGCGCAGCAAUACAAUCAACGGCUAAACUUUGAAAAUUAGAAUUCGUUAGGGUUUAGCGAAUGGCUUCUAUAUCGAAUCCAGACACCCAUGAAUCACCGCAGAAAAGCGUCUAUAAAGAUCCCGAUGAUGGGCGCCAACGUUUCUUACUCGAACUCGAAUUUGUUCAAUGCCUUGCUAACCCAACUUACAUUCACUAUUUGGCUCAGAAUAGAUAUUUUGAAGAUGAAGCUUUUAUUGGGUACUUGAAGUACCUUCAGUACUGGCAACGACCUGAGUACAUAAAGUUUAUAAUGUAUCCACACUGCCUAUUCUUUCUCGAGCUUCUCCAAAAUCCAACAUUUCGUAAUGCAAUGGCUCAUCCUGCUAACAAGGAAGUGGCACAUAGGCAGCAAUUUUACUUCUGGAAGAACUACAGAAAUAACCGGUUGAAACAUAUUUUGCCGCGGCCGCUUCCUGAGCCUGCAACUGCACCAAGUUCUGCUCCACCUGCAUCACUACCAUCAAGUGUAGCCCCUCCAACUGCUCCACCUCCUGCUCCUACACCUGUUACAGCCGCAGCUCUUUCCCCGAUGCAGUAUGCCAUCCCUCCUGGAUCUGGUCUUGCUAAAACGGACCCAAGGAAUGCUUCUGUUGAUCGAAGAAAGAGAAACAGGAAAGACGGAUGAUUUUAUUUUACUCAUAGCACAGACCUCCUAUCAACUAAUUCAUGAAUUAAGGUGAUCAUCCAUGGAAUUAGACUACAUCCUAUGUUUAGAAAAGAAGUCAACCCUGUUUAAUUGCUGAUUGCAGUUUCAAGAAUGGAGCUUGGCAGUUGUAUACUGCAAUCUGGUGCACCCCAAAACAAAACGAAAAUAGAAAUUUUAGUUCUUCCUGCAGGCAAUCACUCAUCAGCUUACUCUUGCUGUCACCUGUUGUGCUGCUGAAGCUGAUAGUAGUUCAUGUGGUAGUGUAAGGAGCUAAACCUUGGAAUUGUAAUACCAUCGAAACACCCAUUUCUCUUUUCUCUCAUGCUGGAGAAAUGCAUGCCAGCCAGCAAUUCCUUGAAUAUGGUUGAGUAGGCCCAGUGUGCUACUACUUUAGUCUAAUGAAGUCCUUGAAAUGGUUUCUCAUCCCUUAUAUGGAACUUUGAGGUAAUAUUAUGUUGAUGGUUUCUUGUGCAGUACAAUUGAAUUACAAGUGUUCUCUUGACAAUGUUAAGCUGGACAGCAAAUAUGGGUUAACCUGUUUGCAACCCAUAAUAAAACGUGCGUAUAUACGCAUUGAACGCGUGUUGAAGACAAUUUAGAAAUUUGUUGGUUUCUCUGGUAGAUGUAAGCGAUAAUACUGCAUUCUAGAGUAUUUGACUCGGAUAUGAGAUGGUUUCUCCCUUUUCACUAGGAAAAUUAUACUUCACAAAGCAAAGGCUGGGUUUUAACUUUUACAUAUAUCCACUCCUUUGUUCUUGUGGAUAGGAUCUCUACUUGUUUAAGUUGUUUACAUAGAUAUGUCACAUGGUUGACUCA